Messenger RNA from Botrytis cinerea B05.10, 974 nucleotides. RefSeq lists its product as hypothetical. The record is from RefSeq and is a predicted model, not a curated record. NCBI's taxonomy places the organism in Eukaryota, Fungi, Ascomycota, Leotiomycetes, Helotiales, Sclerotiniaceae. The transcript has 2 exons. The coding region runs from base 39 to 707 and encodes 222 amino acids.
GAAUUCUAAGCAACUCAAUUACAUCUAAAAUCUUUGGAAUGCCAUCUUCAAAUUCCUCUUCAUCUGCGCAACCAGACCAAGACGAAAACCCACGGCCAAACGCACAAUCAACAUCAUCCUUCCCAAUUCUCUAUAUCCUCUUCGUACUAAUCUUCCUCAUCGCGCUCUUCCCGCCCCUCUUCCACGCCCUCUGGACUCUCCCUCUCAAACUACUCCUCCCAAGCACAUACAGCUCCGCUCUCUCGCCCGCCCGCUAUACCAAACCAGCCAUCAUGUCCUGGACGCAAAAGACCAUUUCUCUUCCCUCCAAAUCCCGCGGCUCAUAUCUCGUUACAGACCACAUCGUCUCCUCAAUCCCCGAAAUCAAGAACUACAAAGUUGGGCUUCUUAAUCUAUUCAUUCAACACACAAGCUGCGCAAUUAGUUUGAAUGAGAACUGGGAUGAAGAUGUCAGGGCUGAUAUGAGUGAUGCGUUGGAUAGGAUUGCGCCAGAAGAUAGAAAGGGAGAGUUGUAUAGACACAGUGCGGAAGGAUUAGAUGACAUGCCGGCACAUAUCAAAUCAGCGUUGGUCGGAGCAAGUGUUACGAUCCCCAUCACGAAUGGAAAGUUGAACACAGGUACAUGGCAAGGAAUAUGGUAUUUGGAAUUCAGAUCUAGCAAACAUACUAGGAAGGUUGUUGCUACGAUCCAGGGCGAGAAGAUGUAAAUUUAAGAAAAUCGAUUGCUCCGAUGGGUUGGCUAUUUGGACAUGUGAAAUGGGCAGCGUUCCGGUUCUUUCGCCUUGUUUACGUCAAAUGUUCCUUCUUGAUUUUUGAGUGAACUUUUCCUCGGUCAUUUUCACCCACAAGGCUCCAUUGAUAUCUGAGCUGAAGCUCAAUAUUGAGGCGACCUAGGUAGACCAAGGCUGGCUUUCAAUCUUCCUCACAUGAUGUUCAGCUGGACAGAUUGGAACGUUUUAAUGAUGAGGAGCACA